AUGGCCAUUCAUCCGAAUUUCCCAUCUGAAACGAAUCCCAGAGGGUCUCUCUCACCACAGCAGGCUCGCGCCAUCUCCGCUUGGACUGAACAGGCAGCUGCAUCCUUGGAGAGUCUGACUCUCUCGGAAUCAGUACCGAUCGCCGAUUCGAAUGUGGUCUAUUCCCAGUCCACUCCUACGCGCGCAGGCGUGCGCGGCACCACAGUCUCGUUAUCAAUUCCCCUAGAUGACCCAGUACCGACAGUGGGAAGCCCUUCCGCGCCUAAGGUCAAGGUUCUAGCCCAGCCAACCAAGGAGACCCAGGUGGCGUCGGUGAGCUUCCGGCGCCGCGAGCCGCUUCGCCGUGAUAGCCUCAAGAGGCGCGAAGCCUUGUUGAAGGGAAAGGAUGGUAGUCGUCGCAGACAGCGUUGGGAGAAUGAUCGUCUUCUGAACAAUCCGUGGGCUGAGCCACCUUCCUCCAAGGAUUGGGAUAUUCAAGCCACCCACACUCGUCACGACCCUAUGCCUUACUACCUUGCACCUCUCUGGGACAACCACUAUGCGCAUUUGGACCAUAGGUCAUCCCAGCAGAUGGAGACCCGGACCGAGAAGCAUCGUGUUCCUAAGGAGCUGCGACAGAGGCUAAAGCAUGCACGUGCGGCACGUGGUAUACUUCAGGAUAUUGAAGAAGACAUCAGACAAUUCAUCCAGCGAUGGAAUGAGAAGCAAGGUUUACUGAAGCAGGAGGGUCUGGCAGACGCCCCACAGUCAUCCGACAGUGAAUCUGAAGACGAGAUCGUGUUUGUGGGUCGAAACGGCCUGAUGCAUGACUCGCCUCAGAGAAGAGAACGACUGCAAAAGAUGCGUGAGGCAAUGAGUGCUCAUCAUGAGCAUGAUGGGCAGAAGAUGGUGUUUGAGAGCCUGGUCGACGACCGGGCAGCUGGAUUCGGUCGCUGGCUCGUCCAUUCCAUCGCGUCAUAUUACGGCUUGCACACUUGGUCUGUGACCGUCGGGGAACCUGCCCGCCGCGAGGCUUAUGUUGGCUUCUAUCCGCCAGCCCCAGGCAGUCGAGCAGCACCCGUAUCCCCACCGGCCGGGUCGAAGGCCUGCCGUCAGGAAGCGAUGAUUCAACCCGGCGACGAACUGCCUCAACCGCUCUGGACGCAGGUGUGA
Aspergillus vadensis CBS 113365 is the source of this 1152-nucleotide messenger RNA. RefSeq lists its product as uncharacterized. NCBI's taxonomy places the organism in Eukaryota, Fungi, Ascomycota, Eurotiomycetes, Eurotiales, Aspergillaceae. The record is from RefSeq and is a predicted model, not a curated record. The transcript has 3 exons. Bases 1 to 1152 code for a protein of 383 amino acids. Gene Ontology annotation, molecular function: nucleic acid binding.